Molecule: messenger RNA, 747 nt
Organism: Coffea arabica (coffee)
Lineage: Eukaryota; Viridiplantae; Streptophyta; Magnoliopsida; Gentianales; Rubiaceae
Source: RefSeq, a predicted model, not a curated record
AUGGCGGAUGAUUUGGCUGAUAUUAUGCAAAACUUUGACCUAUCGAGUGCAGAACUCCAAGCAACUAGCCUGGGUUCUGAGGAGAUAGUAGGAGGGAUAAGUGAAUGCAAAAUAAGUCUGACAGGGAAAGUUAUGGGGGAGAAAUUCUCUAAAUACACGGGGGUCAAAAACUUUGUGAUAAUAGCAUGGUCUUACCCAAGAGAAUUGAGAGUGGUGGAACUUGGUCCGAAUAAGUUUCAGUUUAUUAUACCAGAUGAGAGAGACAGGGAGAGGACUUUGAAUGGGGGACCUUGGUUACUGGAUAACGAACUUCUGGUGCUAAAUGAAUGGUAUGAAAGAAUAGAAGAGGAUGAUAAGGUAUUCUGCCUAGCACCCUUAUGGAUCCAAGUAUGGAACUUGCCUGUUCAUUGGAUGUCGAAAGAGGCAGGGAAGAAGAUAGGUUCAAUCUUUCACCAGGUACGAGAGGUGAUAGUCCCCCAGACAGGGGGUAAAGAAGGGAGACACUUGAAACUCCUAGUAGUUGUUAACAUUUGCCAACCACUGCUGAGAGGUACCAUUGUCAAAGUUGGAGAAGCAACUAAAUGGGUUAGUUUUAAAUAUGAAAGAUGCCCUGAUUUUUGCUACAAUUGUGGAAUUAUAAGACAUAGUAAAAGAACAUGCAAUAAGCAAACCCCUUCUGGCAUGGGGAAGAAGGACAAUCAAUAUGGUCCAUGGCUAAGAGUUGGUAACCCAAGGAACUCAACAUAG